GAGACUAAGCGAGAGCGAAAUGACUAGAGCGGGAAGAAGCGAAGCACAAGAGUUAUCAAGCAGGGAAGGGUUGAGCGAGAAUACACACAGAGGGAGGGGAGACAUUGGCAUAGACGACACGGAAAACUACGCGAAGCUUAUACAAAAUGAUGGCACUGGCAGUGUAUCCCUUCCUUAUUCUAAAAGGAACAACCUAUCUGCCAAUACAUGUGAUUCUGAAUGCAAGACUCAGAACACAGUUAGUAAAAAGAGUAAACGCGCAACUAUACCUCAAAAUAUGAAUACGAGCGACAGUAAGACAACCGUCGAUGGGAGCCACCACACGACUACUAAUUUCACAUCAGCAUCUUCUGGAUCUGACUCUGAUAACACUGCCAGUUCCUCGAAGCAGACAAUCUCCUCGGUGACCGACCUGCUUUUUGUCGUACCAAACGAGAUAGUUAUCAAACCAGCUGAAAACAGUAAAGUGCAAAGCGAAAUCAAGACGACGGAGAAACUGAUCCAGACGUCGCUUGAAGGCCUGCUAUUGCGCGUGCCUGGCGACAGUAGCCGACAGCAGCCGCACGAUGGAUCCGACACCGGACCAUCCCAAGACUCGGCUUUGCCCGAAGUAAGCACCGAGCCAUCUGUUGCAACCACACUGCGUGAGCUCACCCUGCCGAAUGCGAGCGUGGCGAGCGUCACCUCUACCACCGACGCGACGUCAACGCAAUUCCAGGAUGAAACUCCAACCCAAAGCUCCUCGAUACCACAUAAAGAUUCGGGAAGUCCAAAGGAAAACAAAACAGACUCUGCUGCAAAAGGCACAACAGAAAACGGAGAACACGAGCCGCCCACGGAUAACACAGAAAACGGGAAAUCCAAGAGUAACUCAAUUACCCGGCAAGAGAAACUGGUCCUGCGCACAGCGUGCCUCCCUAUCGGGUCGCUGGGCAAAUUUAAGGUCCAGGAUACUACAUAUCAAGUCAGGGGAAUGGGGGCAGGACACAUAGCCGCCGAAUGCUGGCGAGAGGUCUCCAACGUGGUAAACGACCACAUUAAGCUUCCAUACCUCGAUGAAACGACUCUUGUGGCCACCACGGCAUUCUAUUUCAUCGCGACCAGUGCAAAUCUCAUUGAGCCCGAGAUGACGUAUGGCUACGUUAGAGUGGAACAAUUUCGUCAAGCAGCGGACACAAUGUGCGAGCGCCGGCAGAAGCAGUUCCCCGACCCCCUGGCGUGCCUCGACUACCAGUACGCGGCGGCGCUGCUCAAGCACGGCCUCCAUCUCUCCGACAAGACCGAGAUCCUGGUGUGCGACAAGAUCCAGGGCUUCCGGCUGGGCUGGGCGCUCGGGGCGGCCCUUAACUACCUCCAGAGGCACUGACGGCGCGCGGUGAAUUCCUGCUGAGAAGCGCCUCCCCCGGGACUGGGGUUCCUGCAGCUACUCUAAAAAUCACACCAAAUACUCACCAGAACUUCCUCAUACACACACAUACACACACAC
Molecule: messenger RNA, 1486 nt
Organism: Penaeus chinensis
Lineage: Eukaryota; Metazoa; Arthropoda; Malacostraca; Decapoda; Penaeidae
Product: dentin sialophosphoprotein-like
Exons: 4
Coding region: 20-1366 (448 amino acids)
Molecular function (GO): hydrolase activity
Source: RefSeq, a predicted model, not a curated record